AUGUCUCCGCACUCGUGCUCAGCCUUCGGCAUCCUUGGGCACCUAUCUCGCCUGUGCAUACUAACUUCUACAUCCUCUGAUACUGGUAUCACGCAGGAUCAGCUCGACGGGAUGCCAGCAGCUGGAAAGGCUCCGUGGACCUUAUUUGCAGUGGCGAUACUCUUCCAGGGCGUCCCCGACGCGAUUGCCAUUAUGGUGCAGGUGGGAGAUCGCGUCAAUCACGACAUCUUUGAGCACAAUGCCUCGCGCACGAGUGCCCAUACGCAGGCAACGCCGCCGCCCCACCAUCUCAAUUUCACCGGGUGCACGAGCUCAUUUGACCAGGCAGGGUAUCCUUGCACAGAGGCAAUUGAUGGGCAGUUUGACGAUUCUACAAACGGUUGGGCAUAUUUUUCAUACUUGCCAGCGUCGGUCGAGCUUACCCUGGAUUCACCAUCGUCGGUAUCGUCACUGGUGUUGUAUUCUGGUGUUGGGCGUGCCGAUCAUCAUAUUAACGACUUUGCCAUAGUGGUAAAGGUGGGAGGUGGAUAUCAGCCGAUUUCUGGUUUAGCAUUUGCCGGAUUUGUUGGAGCUGGUAAUAUUGAUGGCAAUACGGUGACGUGCUUCGGGCAGGAAGUGAUAUCCCUAACGUUUGAUGCGGCCCACAAUGUAACGGCAAUAAAGAUCGUCGUAUUCGGGUCUGAUGCGCCAAAUGACAACGCUGUGUUAUCAGAGGUGUUCGCCUACGCGCCAGAGAUUCUUUCAGUACCGGUGGUCGCUGGAGAUUUUGGCAUUGUUGGUUGUCAGUCUCCGUUGAUUGACAUUGCGAGUUCGUACGAUUGCGAAAGGGCAGCUAAUUCAAUGAGACGCCCCUGGAUGGGUAAUGUGUCUAUUUCAGAUAUCACAUUCGAAGGCUGCAUUUUGAGCGAUCCUGCAGCUGAUUUGAUCGAUUGCGGCGGAUGCGUCUGGUGGAAGACGAACCCUGCGUCGGAUGGAUCGUGGUGCGUCGGUGCCGGCAUUAUUUGCGACGGCGCAUCGAAUGUGAAGUAUGGCCAGGUCUGUGUGGCACCAGUGCCAGCACCCACUCCCGCGGCGACGCCAGCAACGACCGCAGCACCAACACCAUUGGCAACAGCGGCAGCAACGACCGCGGCACCAACACCCUUUGCAACAACGGCAGCGCCCACCAGCACCAGCAGCGGCCCGAUGGUCUCCAGCGUCGGCGACCCGCACCUCGUGAACACCCACGGCCAGAAGUUCGACCUGCUUCAGGCUGGGCGCCAUACAUUGAUCAACAUCCCCAGGUGGGCGCGGAAGCGGGCCAACUUCCGCGUGCAGGCAAGGGCGAGUCGUAUUGGGGCUGGGUGCGCAGACAUCUAUGUUACGGAGAUAAACAUCAGCGGUUCGUGGGCUCAGCGUCACCGGGCAGCGGACCUACGUUGGGUCGCCGAGGCCGUGAGGCCUGGUAAGGCCAAGUGGAUGAAGUUCUACAACACAAUCAGCGUCAAGAUUGUACAUGGCUAUACCGUCCAGAACGCGAAAUACUUGAACAUUUUCGUGAAGGGGCUGGAGAAGACAAAGGCCCAGGUGGGCGGCCUCCUCGGGGAGGACGACCACACGGUGGCCACCACCCCAGACAGAGGGUGCAAGAAGCGCAUGACUAUGUGA
This is a messenger RNA of Prorocentrum cordatum, 1647 nucleotides long. The record is from the annotation of a GenBank genome assembly. Lineage: Eukaryota; Dinophyceae; Prorocentrales; Prorocentraceae.